CUUCCUGUCCCAUGAGAUCCUGCAACCCACGGCGUCUUCUCUUCAGCCCCGAUCGAUCGAACAACUGAGAUACCGUAGCUUAAUUCCAUGGCCGUCAGCCUGUGGCGAUCUGUGUUCGGAUCCGCUGCCUUGGCCGCGCCGGGGGAGGACGGCGGCGUCGCGUUCUGGUCCAACCCUGAGCGCAAUGGGUGGCUGACCAAGCAGGGCGAGUACAUCAAGACGUGGCGCCGCCGCUGGUUCGUCCUCAAGCAGGGAAAGCUCUUCUGGUUCAAGGAUUCCCAGGUCACCCGCGCCUCCGUGCCCCGCGGCGUCAUUCCCGUCGCCGCCUGCCUCACCGUCAAGGGCGCCGAGGAUGUCAUCAACCGCGCUUUCGCCUUCGAGCUCUCCACCCGAUCCGAGACCAUGUACUUCAUCGCCGACUCCGAGAAGGAGAAGGAGGAGUGGAUCAACUCCAUCGGCCGAUCCAUCGUCCAGCACUCACGGUCGUUGGCCGAUGCCGAGGUCGUGGACUACGACAGCGCCAAGCGUACUGCCACGACCUCGUCCUCGACUGAUGCGAAGCCCUCCAACACCGAUCAAGAAUAGCCGAUCCAUGAUGUACAAAUUCGCCUCUCUCAAAAUCUAGGAGUUAUGUUGAUAAUAUGCCAUCCCAAGGGCAGCAUUAUGUUGAUAAUUUGCCAUCCCAAAGUUGCUGUGAUGGCGUGUAGUGAAUGUUAGACGGCUUGUGUUUCCAGCCUGAGUAAUGCAUAAUAUUGCAUAUUAUUUGUAGCAUCAAACUAAGUCUGAAAAUUCUCAGUUAAGCACAUGGCAUGCAACUUCUCCUUUAAGCUUAUUUAUUUAUAUUGACAAUGACUGUCUUGACAUAAUUCAAGUUGGGAACGCACAUGGCAUUCGUUUGCACGAGAGUGAACAGGAAUUUGAAAUUUAUUAUUUGAUCCUGAAUCAGAUAAUCAGGUUUUAAAUUGGUACGAGAUUUUGCUAAGAGCGCCAUAUCAUAACUCGUCAUCAGAUGUAAUUUUCAUAUAUUUGAUACGGUGCAUAAUGAUAGAGUCAGAUAAAAU
Zingiber officinale is the source of this 1061-nucleotide messenger RNA. Its product is annotated as pleckstrin homology domain-containing protein 1-like. Lineage: Eukaryota; Viridiplantae; Streptophyta; Magnoliopsida; Zingiberales; Zingiberaceae. The transcript is spliced from 2 exons. The coding region runs from base 88 to 585 and encodes 165 amino acids. The record is from RefSeq and is a predicted model, not a curated record.